Scedosporium apiospermum is the source of this 1698-nucleotide messenger RNA. RefSeq names its product Sphingosine-1-phosphate lyase. The record is from RefSeq and is a predicted model, not a curated record. Gene Ontology annotation, biological process: sphingolipid catabolic process; carboxylic acid metabolic process. Gene Ontology annotation, molecular function: pyridoxal phosphate binding; sphinganine-1-phosphate aldolase activity. Gene Ontology annotation, cellular component: endoplasmic reticulum. Lineage: Eukaryota; Fungi; Ascomycota; Sordariomycetes; Microascales; Microascaceae. Bases 1 to 1698 code for a protein of 565 amino acids. The transcript has 3 exons.
AUGCCGGGAACCUCGCGCAUACCGGCCAGCUUAAGGGAAAGCUUCAACCAGGUUAAGAGGAGGCGCCCGACAAGUUUGGCUGCUGUCGUGAACCUUGACUUAUUUCGUAACAUCAUCUUUUUCUUCUUCGUCCUGCGAUGGACUCGACGCGCCUUCUGGCAGCUCAGGGGCCGCGGAAUAAUCGGAUCUCUCGUUGAACUUUACCGCAAUAUCGGUAGGAUAUUGUACGGCUACCUCCUCCGAGUCCCUGGCGUCCGCGGAAAGGUGGAAAAGCAAGUAGCCGAGGCCCUGGCCAAGACCGAAGCAAAAUUGAUACCCGCCGACCUACCGAAAUACCUCGCCCUACCGAAGGAUGGCUUGACCGACGAGGAGGUCAGGAAGGAGCUCGAGACGCUGGCAAACCUGGAUCACACAAAGUGGGAAGAGGGAUACGUAUCCGGUGCCGUGUAUCAUGGAGAGGAGGAGCUCACCAAGUUGCAAACGGAGGCGUUCGGCACAUUUACGGUCGCCAACCCGAUUCACCCCGACGUCUUCCCAGGCGUAAGAAAGAUGGAGGCGGAGAUUGUGGCCAUGGUGCUCUCGCUGUUCAACGCCCCUCCUGGUGCUGCGGGAACGACUACGGCUGGCGGUACUGAGAGCAUUCUUGUUUGCUGUCUUGCUGCGAGGCAGAAGGCUUAUGCCGAGAGGGGUAUUACGGAGCCAGAGAUGAUCAUCCCAGAGACUGCACACGUUGCCUUCCGAAAGGCAGGUGAUUAUUUCAAGAUCAAAGUUCACCGCGUGGCCUGUCCAGCCCCCGACUACCAGGUUGACAUCAAGGCAGUCCAACGCCUCAUCAAUCCCAAUACUGUCCUUCUUGUCGGUUCUGCACCUAACUACCCCCACGGUAUCAUUGACGACUUUGCAGCUCUCUCGAGGCUUGCUCUUAAGCGCAAGAUCUGGCUCCACGUCGACUGCUGCCUCGGUUCGUUCGUCAUGCCUUACCUAGAGAAGGCCGGUUUCGAAUCCCAGCCCUUUGACUUCCGACUCAAGGGCGUGUCAAGCAUUAGCUGCGACACCCACAAGUACGGCUUCGCGCCCAAGGGCAACUCCACGGCGCUGUACCGCUCGGCCGAGCACCGAUCCUACCAGUACUACGUCUCACCAGACUGGCCGGGCGGUGUCUACGCAUCCCCGGGUAUAGCCGGAUCGCGACCCGGCGCCCUCAUCGCGGGCUGCUGGGCUAGUCUUGUCAAGAUGGGCCAGAACGGCUACCUCGACGCGUGUGUCAAGAUUGUCGGUACGGCCAAGAGCAUUGCCCAGAAGAUUCACGAAACGCCCUCCCUCGACAGCGAGCUCGAGAUCCUCGGCCGGCCCCUCGUCUCUGUCGUGGCUUUCACCUCGAAGAACCUGGACAUUUACGACAUCUACGACGGCAUGACGGCCAAGGGGUGGCAUCUCAAUGCUCUCCAGGACCCACCGGCCAUCCACGUUGCCGUUACGAUGCCCAUCACCAAGGUAUGGGAGAAGCUCAUGUCGGACCUUGAGGCCGUCGUCGAGGCCGAGAGGGAGAAGGAAAGGGCGAGGAUCGCGCAGGGCAAGGGCGCGAAGAAGACGGUGGGCGAUUCUGCGGCCCUUUACGGAGUUGCGGGCUCGUUGCCAAACAAGAGUGUCGUCGUGAAUUUGGCGACGGGUUUCCUCGAUUUGCUGUACAAAACAUGA